AUGGCCUCCGCCCGGGACGGGUGCCACCCUGUCCUUUCAGGGUCCUUUGCCUCUUUCCACUUCAGUUCCCUCCUGGCGCUGAGCUGCCUCUUCUUCACUUUCCCGGGCUCCUGGCUGGGCCUGAACGUCUCCUGGGCUUUUCCCAUCGUUUCUGGCAACCUUCUCAUCCUGACCAUCCUCUACUUCUUCCUCACCAGUUUCACAGACACGGGGAUCCUCCACAAAGGCAUUGAAGAAGAGCUGGAGAACCAGGCCAACACGCUGAGCAGCCGCCAGCAACACUGGUGCAACAACUGCCAGUUAUAUUGCUUGCCGCACACUUUCCAUUGUCGCUGGUGCAACAUUUGUGUGGAGGAAUUCGACCAUCACUGCCUGUGGGUGAACAACUGUAUCGGCUGCCACAACUUCCGUUUCUUCCUCCUCUUUGUCUUCUUCCUGACCAUCUACGACCUGGUGGCGCUCCUCGCCUGCUUCACUUACCUGGCGCUUAACUUCCAGCAGCCCUUUGGUGUGGAAAAGAUCUGCAC
Molecule: messenger RNA, 527 nt
Organism: Pseudonaja textilis
Lineage: Eukaryota; Metazoa; Chordata; Lepidosauria; Squamata; Elapidae
Source: RefSeq, a predicted model, not a curated record